AUGGCAGAAGUGCUCGGUCUUGUCGCCUCCGGCCUCAGCAUUGCCCAAAUUGCCGGAUCCAUCGUAACCGCCAGCCUCAAGUUGAAAGCCCUGCUAGACGAGGUCAAGGACGCACCAGAAAACCUAAGAGACAUGCUUGAUCAUAUCGAGCUCCUUACUCCUAUCCUUUGCGAAGCCACCGCAGGUCGUGACGAAGUCGCAAAUACAAGUCCGCCGCAAUUACUCGCCACCUCGCACCUACAGCAAGCACUGCAGAAAGUACUCGCAGCAUGUCAGACGGCUGGCGAGCAGAUCGAGCUUUUGGCCACAGACCUGAUGUCUCAGAUCGGUGUGGCUCGCGAUGGUGUGAGACGGAAGCGUGCCAUGGUCAAGGUCGUGCUGAAAAAGGGCAAGCUGGCACAAUACGAGAUGCGCCUUCAAAAAACCAUUCAGCUUUUAACCUUGGCGCAGAACACAUAUAUCAUCGCUUUGCAACGAGUACAGCCCGAUAUCAUCGUUUCUCAGCUCAUGUCCACCCUUACACAGUCACCUCAGACCGCUCACGAACCCACGAAGAUAUCCCACCACCAAACUUCGCAUGAGGUCCAGAUUGUUCCCAGGGUGACAGAUCAUCGAACGUCUACGCGCAAAAAAUCGAGCGCCUUGCACGAAUAUUUGCAGAUGGGCUUCGCCAAGGUAACAGGACUCAUUUCGAUCCAUACACCGUCAAAAGGCACGAAUUUCCAGACGGUCACCCCAGACCAGGACCGAGUUCUACGAAUCCAGGUGCAGAUGCCAACAUGGCUUUGUGCCUCGGUGCUGGACAUGGUAUUUUCUCGAAGUUAUGCUGGUUGGACUUGUACGCUUAACGUGUACGCCCACAUUUUGUAUGGUUCUGUGGAGUUUAAUCUGAUUUCGGGGGCCAUAUUGAAUGACGACGUGGGCUCAAUCCACCGUCUGUUUCAGGAGAGGCGAUGUAGUCCACUGGACCACCUCGCGUGGGGAAACACGGAUUUCAGCCUGAUUGAGCUUGCACUGGCCAAUGGGAGUUGGCAAGCCUCUCGUUAUUUGCUCAACUACGAUGCAGAUUGCGACCAUGCUUUCCGCAUUGGACGUCAGGGACCUUUCAGCGGAAAAAGCAAACCUUACCUCGAGGAUCUUCUCAAACACGACAAGCUGAGCGAUAAAGUGCGAAUUUGCUGCUUGGCUUCCUGCUGGGACGAUCUCGACUUUUUCACUGAUCUCAUCAGUCGAAUUUGGCCGUACAACGAGUUCUACGAAGCAGCUGUUGAGGACCAACGCUUAAGCUUAGCCAUGGCAAUGCUGAUGAACGCUGGGAACCAGCAGCCUCCGCCUUCUCCUGCCAUUUUCAACCAUCUUUGCAAAUCAAUACCUCUCGCAGAAUCUGGGAGCAGCACCACAGCAAGGAUUCUGUUAUUACUUGCUUUCGGGCUAGGUCAUACAGCGUGGCACAACCCCGAUAUUGCAAGCAAAUGGUAUAGCGCCAUUCUAAACACUGCACUCCGACUGAACAAAGCCCUAUUGAUGCAUCUACCAGAACAAGAGCCCCUCGGCAAAGAAGGACUCCCAAAGACUAUUCCACAGCAAGUGGUCUCGAUCUGGUAG
This is a messenger RNA of Diaporthe amygdali, 1605 nucleotides long. RefSeq lists its product as uncharacterized. Lineage: Eukaryota; Fungi; Ascomycota; Sordariomycetes; Diaporthales; Diaporthaceae. The transcript is spliced from 4 exons. The record is from RefSeq and is a predicted model, not a curated record. The coding region runs from base 1 to 1605 and encodes 534 amino acids.